AUGUGCCGCCUGAUAUCCCACGAACGCUUCCUCUCCUGCAACCACACCGUCCUCUGCCAUCUCAAACACCCUCUGCAACGCUGCCAUGCCCCCGACGGCCACCGAUUCCGCAACCCAGACCCCAGGGGCGAACCGAACCGCGCACCAAGCCGAUCCUGCGCAGAAGAGCACUGGGUGAGCGCCACCAUCGACACGACAGGGUACUGUCCCUCCUGCACGGAGCAGCAAGAGUACAAACGCCGUCUCCUCGAGCGAUUCAGCGAGGACACAGACGGCCACGACGGCGCCGGUGCUUCUGCCGGGGGGACGGUGAAGACGUAUGCGUGCGGCCACCAGCGAGUCCUGCUCUGGGCCGGUGAACUACAGGACUGCUUUGAGAGCAGGCACAAGACACGGGCGAGGAUGCAUCGUGUUUCCGACGUUGUGCACCGGACGGAUAACAGUAGCACGCGAGACCCGCCCUCGUAUGAAGAGGGCGUCUUCUCGUGGCGACGGUGGGAAGAGCUGCCGCUGAGCUGCGAGGAGAGCGUCGACGAGUGUCCUGAGUGUCGACGGCGAGCUUGUCUGGCUGCUGAGCUGCUUCAUCGUGGCCUCAGGAGGCGCAAACCUCUUGGGUUGUCUUUAAUCGUUGGUAGAAGUUGA
Molecule: messenger RNA, 642 nt
Organism: Microsporum canis CBS 113480
Lineage: Eukaryota; Fungi; Ascomycota; Eurotiomycetes; Onygenales; Arthrodermataceae
Exons: 1
Coding region: 1-642 (213 amino acids)
Source: RefSeq, a predicted model, not a curated record